AUGAAGACGGAUAAUAAAGGUCAUGGUCAAAACUACUCCGCUUGUUCUUCUCCGUCGUCACUGACACCGACGGAGGAAACAACCAGCAAUCUUCUUCAUGAGCUGCAUCUUCCGUUCGAUUUGGUGGUAGAAAUACUCUGUAGACUCCCCGUGAAACACCUCCUUCAGCUCCGUUGCGUUUGUAAAUCAUGGAAUUCUCUUAUCGCCGGAGAUUCCAAGUUCGCCGAGAAGCACCUCCGCUUGUCAACCUCUAACCACGAACGGCACUACCUCAUCCGAAUCCCUAAGUUCACAAAGGAGUUGGUUGUAUGUAAUUCUCCAAUCUCCUCUGUCUUCAGCUCCACAUCAACUACUUGUGUCGAACAGUUCACCUACUUUAUAGGAGAGAUUGUUAUCAUAGGUGGAGCUUCCACUUGUGAUGGCAUCAUAUGUUUUAGGAUAAGUAAUUCUCUUGCUCUUUUGUGUAACCCUUCCAUUAGAAAAUACAAAAUAUUGCCUCCUUUGACAUUUCUACCCCAAUUAUUUACCUUAUAUACCUUAGUGUAUGAUCGUUUCACCAAUAAUUAUAAGAUUAUUGCUGUUAGCACGCAUAGUACAAAAAUAUAUGUCAAUAUUCAUACUUUGGGUACUGAUUAUUGGAGAAGGAUUCCGGACUUCCCCGCUCCUUUCCUUUUGCCUAAAUUGGGAAUAUUUAUGAGUGACUCUGUUAAUUGGUUGGCACAUGCUGAUGAUGCUCAUGCACUGUUCGUUGUAUCUCUUGAUUUUCGGAAAGACUCCUAUCAAAAGCUUUCACUUCCUGGUUUUGAUGUGCAAUCCACAACUUCUUCUAUGACCUUAGGGACAUUGAGGGGUUGUUUGUCCUUCCUCUAUCAAAGGGACAAGUUUUCUCAUAUUUGGAUUAUGAAGGAACAUGGUAAUGAAAAGUCUUGGACUAAAUUGUUAAUUGUUCCUCACAUGAAAGAAUGUGGGUUUUAUGGCUAUUCUAGAGCAUUAUAUAUUUCAAAGGAUGACCAAGUGCUGAUGGAGUUUCUCAAAAAUGGGAAAUGUAGUUUGGUGGUUUAUGAUUUCAUAAAUAAUACUUUUAAGAUUCCUAAAUUUCCAAACAACAUCCAUGGUAAGAUGAUGACACACGAAGUCUAUGUUGAGAGUUUGAUAUCACCUUUCUAG
Molecule: messenger RNA, 1167 nt
Organism: Lathyrus sativus (Indian pea)
Lineage: Eukaryota; Viridiplantae; Streptophyta; Magnoliopsida; Fabales; Fabaceae
Source: the annotation of a GenBank genome assembly